Messenger RNA from Sordaria macrospora k-hell, 750 nucleotides. RefSeq lists its product as uncharacterized. Lineage: Eukaryota; Fungi; Ascomycota; Sordariomycetes; Sordariales; Sordariaceae. The record is from RefSeq and is a predicted model, not a curated record.
AUGGAAAGAAAUAGGCACUCAUCAAGCGGCACGACCGCCUUCUCGGGCGCGUCGACCAUGGAGUCGGACCCGACGAGUUUCCCCGAGAUGGAAGGAGAGUAUCCCUGCCUCCCAAAUCUCUGGAUCUGCGGUGUGGAUCUCACAGAUGACCAAGAGCUCAUCAUGGAACAUCUAAUCGAACACCUCAAUCAUCCUCGCAUACUGUCAUCUGAGGCGACUGCUGACGCAGUUUAUAGUCUGAUGCCACUCAAGACUGUCCCAGAAGGUAACGGACCGUCUGACACGCUGGCGCGUCCACUAUCCUCCAACAGCAUGGAGUUGAGACACCCAGCCGCCAGCGUGAUGAGAGAGUUUUGGUGCAUCUUUGACGUCGCAAAGAAUGUACCCCAUUGGCAUCCUGCCCAGGAGAGACUUCAGAACCUCAUCAAGAAGCUGGCAGACCUCUACGAGACAGAUGCGGAGGUUACAAAGAAGGAGUGGACGAGCCGUGAGAACGAUGGCCGGGGAACAAAUCCCUCUUCUCAUCGCAUAUGGUGGGACCCCUUGCCCUACUUCUUGGACUCUCUCUUCAAGUUUGUCCUACCCUACCCGCGUGACGAAAGAGAUCAGGAUGUCAUGUGGCACUGGACCAACUUCUCUUGGUUCCAAGCUCGAACUGCUGCUACCGCCCCCCACAGCAUCAUUCCCGCCGCCACGUGGGUGUUGCGCGCCGCUCUCGAAGAUUUUCACCCCGUCACCAUCGAACAAUAG